Molecule: messenger RNA, 1242 nt
Organism: Aspergillus sclerotioniger CBS 115572
Lineage: Eukaryota; Fungi; Ascomycota; Eurotiomycetes; Eurotiales; Aspergillaceae
Product: DEAD/DEAH box helicase
Exons: 1
Coding region: 1-1242 (413 amino acids)
Molecular function (GO): nucleic acid binding; ATP binding
Source: RefSeq, a predicted model, not a curated record
AUGGAGACACUAUGUGAGGUCUGCGAGUCACUGGGUUACAAAAGAGCCACACCCAUCCAGGCGCUCUCCAUUCCCCUGGCAUUGGCAGGUCGUGAUUUGAUCGGCCUCGCAGAGACUGGCAGCGGCAAAACGGCAGCGUUUGUGCUUCCGAUAUUGCAGAAAUUGAUGGAAAAACCACAACCUUUACACUCCCUAAUACUUGCGCCCACCCGAGAACUCGCACUACAGAUCUCUCAAGUCGUCGAAGGCUUGGGCGCCUUGAUCGCCGUCCGGUGUACAUUAUUGAUCGGGGGAACCGACAAUAUCUCGCAGGCUAUCGCAUUGGGAAAGAAGCCGCAUGUUGUGGUUGCAACUCCUGGACGUCUCCUUGACCAUCUGGAAAAUACAAAAGGGUUCUCCCUGCGACAUUUACAAAUCCUCGUCCUAGACGAAGCCGAUAGACUGUUAGACCUAGACUUUGACCCGAUCUUAGACAAAAUCUUAAAGAGAUUGCCAAAAAGAACCACAUACUUAUUUUCUGCAACCAUGUCCAGGAAAGUUGAAACGCUCCAGCGGGCAGCUUUAUCGAAUCCUGUGCGUGUCUCGGCAGCUACAAAACGUCAAACCGUCUCGACUCUCCUACAGUCGUAUAUCUUCGUUCCUCUCAAGCACAAAGAUGUUUAUCUCGUUCAUUUCUUAACAGAAAGAACAGGGCAGACGGUGAUCAUCUUUACUAGGACCGUGCAUGAAAACCAGAGGGUAUCUAUCAUGCUGAGAGCCCUAGGUUUUUCUGCAAUCCCUAUUCAUGGCCAAUUGUCACAGAGUGUACGACUGGCAUCGUUGAAUAAGUUUAGUGCGAAGUCUCGAAAUAUACUUGUAGCCACAGACGUGGCAGCUCGCGGACUCGAUAUACCCUUGGUGGAUCUUGUUGUCAAUUACGAUUUGCCCGGUGACAGUAAGACUUAUAUACAUCGGAUCGGCAGAACAGCCCGUGCUGGUAGAAGUGGUGUUGCGGUUUCCUUCGUUUCACAGUACGAUAUUGAACUGUGGCUCCGUAUAGAGGGAGCUCUGGGCAAAAAAGUAGACGAACAUGAGAUAUCGAAAGACGAGGUCAUGGUCUUGGCGGAACGAGUAGGGGAUGCCCAACAACUUGCGGCGCGUGAAAUGAGGGACCUCCAAGAUAAAAGGGGUAAUUCAAUCUCCUCACGACGCAAUAAGAACGGCAAACGAGGCAGGGAAGACAUGGAUCAGGAAGAAGGCUAG